This is a messenger RNA of Symbiodinium necroappetens, 357 nucleotides long. The record is from the annotation of a GenBank genome assembly. NCBI's taxonomy places the organism in Eukaryota, Dinophyceae, Suessiales, Symbiodiniaceae.
AUGGUGGAAUGCCAUGGCACUGGAACGGCGCUCGGCGAUCCCAUCGAGGCAGGAGCCCUGGCAGCUGUUCUGGGGACCUCCAAAGCCGAGGAUCCGCUGUGGUUGGCUGCAGGGAAGACCAAUCUUGGGCACCUCGAGGCUGCUGCUGGGUUCGCGGGUGCUGCUAAGGUGAUUGCCUGCCUGAAGAACGGCGAAGUUCCUGCUAACUUGCAUUUCGCGGAGCUCAACCCGCACAUCGAUUUGGUUGGCCUGGCUCUUCCCACAGAGGUGACGCCGCUCGCGGAUUCGCCAAACGAAAAGCUCAUGUCAGGCCUGUGCAUGUUGUCUUUUGGUAUGUGCUCAAACUUGCAUGACUGA